This is a messenger RNA of Sander lucioperca (pikeperch), 2937 nucleotides long. RefSeq names its product coagulation factor IX. Gene Ontology annotation, molecular function: serine-type endopeptidase activity; calcium ion binding. The record is from RefSeq and is a predicted model, not a curated record. Gene Ontology annotation, cellular component: extracellular region. The transcript has 10 exons. Gene Ontology annotation, biological process: proteolysis. NCBI's taxonomy places the organism in Eukaryota, Metazoa, Chordata, Actinopteri, Perciformes, Percidae. The coding region runs from base 265 to 2112 and encodes 615 amino acids.
CAGCUGGACGCCAUUUUACCUCAGACACCGACCGGAAGACAACAAGAGACGAUCUGUGUCCUCACGGAGACGGAAAGAGACAGAGAGGGACAGAAAGAGAGACAGAGACAGAGAGAGACAGUGACAGAAAGAGAGAGAGAGAGAGAGAGAGAGAGACAGAGACAGAUAGAGAGAAAGAGACAGAAAGAGAGAGAGACAGAGAGAGAGAGACAGACAGACAGAAACAGAGAGAGAGACAGAAAGAAAUAUAAAAGAGACAAAGAAAUGCUGCUGUCCUCCUAUUUGACUCUCUGCAUUCUGCUCAGCUGCUCGAUUCUCAUUGAAAGUUCAGUGUUCUUGGAGCGGCCAGCAGCGGGUCAGAUCCUGGGCGUGGCGUCCCGGAGGCGCCGAGCCAACUCCUUCUUCCUGGAGGAGAUGUUGCCCGGAGACCUGGAGCGGGAAUGUAACGAAGAGCGCUGCUCGCAGGAAGAGGCCGCCGAGAUCUUCCGGACCGCCGAGAAGACGAUGGAGUUCUGGUACAAAUACACAAAUCUGGACCCGUGUCGGACCAACCCCUGUCAGAACCGAGGCAUGUGCACUCUGGACCGCGGACACUUCCUGUGUCUCUGUUCCCCGCAGUACCGCGGCAAGACCUGCGAAUCAGAGGUGUUGGAGUGUCACUACAAAAACGGCGGCUGUAUGCAGUACUGCUCCGACCUGCCAGGGGGCGCUGGAGUUCAGUGUGGCUGCGCUGACGGAUUCAAACUGGACCCUGACGGACGCAGCUGCUCCCCGACCGCGGCGUUCCCCUGCGGCCGUCAGCAGUUAGAUCUGUCAUCGUACCGAAGUCGCUCUGACCGAGAGACGGACACCAUGUUGGAUGCCAGCAGCACCGACAGCUGGGCGGCGAUCCUGCAGAACGCAACGGAGACGGAGGACGAGCUGGCGGCGAAUCAAACAUCAGGACGGAGCGACAACGGGACAGUGGGGAUGACGCCUCGUAUCGUGGGGGGGGUCCUGGAUAAACCGGGGGGGAGUCCCUGGCAGGUUCUGCUCCGCAGGUCUGAUGGUUAUGGUUUCUGUGGAGGAACUCUGGUUUCCGAUCGCUGGGUCAUCUCUGCUGCUCACUGCCUCGAGGAGACUAUAGAUCAUGUGACUAUAGGUGAUUAUGAUAAGCACCGUCCUGAUCCAGGUGAACAGCUGAUUAAAGUCCAGAAGGUUUUCGUCCAUCCUCACUUCCACUCCUUCACCUUUGACAGCGACAUCGCUCUGCUGUUCCUGGCCCAGCCCGUUGCCCGGGGCAACACUGCCAUCCCUGCCUGCCUGCCUGACCAACACCUCUCCACUUACCUGCUGCAGGCGGGAAACCGUGGCGUGGUGACGGGCUGGGGGCUCACGCAACACCUGGGUCGGUCUUCGCGCUUCCUCAGGAAGGUGACGCUUCCUGUCGUCAGCUACCCAGAAUGCAUUGCUUCCACUGAACAGGUGAUAACAGACAACAUGUUCUGUGCCGGGUACCUGUCUGUCUCUCAGGACGCCUGCAGCGGAGACAGCGGUGGUCCAUUCCUGGUCAACUACCGAGGAACCUGGUUCCUGACCGGCGUGGUCAGCUGGGGGGAGAAGUGCGCCGCUGUCGGCAAGUUCGGGGUUUAUACCCGCCUGGGCAACUUCCUGUCCUGGAUCAGAGACACCAUGAACCCACGGGGGCUCAGAGACACUGUGGCUCCACGGGGGUUCAGAGACACCGUAGAUCCACCAGAGCUCAGAGACACCAUAGACACACCAGAGCUCAGAGACACCGUAGACCCACCAGAGCUCAGAGACACCGUAGACACACCAGAGCUCAGAGACAACGUAGACCCACCAGAGCUCAGAGAUCCCGUAGACCCACCAGAGCUCAGAGACACCGUAGACCCAACAGAGCUCAGAGACACCCUAGACGCACCAGAGCUCAGAGACACCAUAGACCCACCAGAGCUCAGAGACACCAUAGACCCACCAGAGCUCAGAGACACCGUAGACCCACCAGAGCUCAGAGACACCGUAGACCCACCAAACCUUAAAGGGACAGAGAGCCGAGACACAGGAACAAUCAGACCGGAGCUCAGAGACACCGUGGAUCUUUAUGUCUGACAAAAAAUUGACAACAGCAACACAACAGUGGAAAAGUGGCAGAAACAUUUAAAAAAGCAACAAAAAUGUUAAAAAAAGUGACAAAUGAAGUUGAUCGUGUUGACCUUAUGUGUGGAGAACAACACUACGGCGGCACCAACACAACACCACGUAGAGCUGGCACACAACGCCGAAAAAAGACACAAACAUUGAAGAAAGUGACAUAAACGUCACAUGUUCUGUUCAGUUUACCUUCAUUCAUUGUUUUUUUUUUUAACUUUUUGUUGCUUUUCGAUCUUUUUUUGUCACCUCAUUUAUACAACCUUUCUGCUUUUUAUUCCUGACAUUUUUAACCAUGGACAGACCGGACAAAGACCACCUACUGGACAUACAGGAGACAUAGACCACUUACAGGACAUACAGGAGACAUAGACCACCUACAGGACAUACAGGAGACAUAGACCACUUACAGGAUGUACAGGAGACAAAGACCACCUACAGGACCUACAGGAGACAUAGACCACCUACAGGACCUACAGGACACAAAGACCACCUACAGGACAUACAGGAGACAUAGACCACCUACAGGACAUACAGGAGACAUAGACCACUUACAGGAUGUACAGGAGACAAAGACCACCUACAGGACCUACAGGAGACAUAGACCACCUACAGGACCUACAGGACACAAAGACCACCUACAGGACAUACAGGAGACAUAGACCAUCUACAGGACAUACAGGAGACAUAGACCACCUACAGGACCUACAGGACACAAAGACCACCUACAGGACAUACAGGACACAAAGACCACCUGCAGGACAUACAGGAGACAUAGACCACCUA